Molecule: messenger RNA, 1893 nt
Organism: Trichoderma asperellum CBS 433.97
Lineage: Eukaryota; Fungi; Ascomycota; Sordariomycetes; Hypocreales; Hypocreaceae
Source: RefSeq, a predicted model, not a curated record
AUGACAGCUCCUGUAAACGGAGAUUCAAGGUUCAAUCCCCUUCACGGCAAUCCAUUCGAAACAAGAGACGAUGUGGCCAAGGCUGUGACAUCUUUAUUCGAACCUUUACUGCCUGUGUUCUCAAAAGGUUGUGCCCGUGUUCAAGUCGACGCGUCCACGUCAACUUGGGAUCGUGCAGCUUGUGACUUGGAAGGCUAUGCUAGGCCAUUAUUUGGCAUUGCGCCGUUGGUUGCCGGCGGAGGGAAAUUCAACUAUUGGGAAAUGUAUAGGGAGGGGUUGAAGAACGGCACAGAUCCACAGCAUUCAGAAUAUUGGGGACCAGUACCGUCAAUGGACCAACGCCAUGUGGAAGCAGCUGCUCUUGCAUAUGCGAUCUUGCUUGUCCCGAGUUAUUACUGGGAGCCGCUUGAAGACCCGGUAAAGAGCAAUGUCAUUAAAUGGCUGCUGCAGAGUCGCAAUGGAGAACAUGGAUCAAAUAACCAUAAAUACUUUCGCAUCAUGGUGGACCUUGCGCUUGAAAGUGUUGGCGUUGAAGUUGAAACCACAGGCACAAACGACUAUUUGGAUGAUAUGGAGAGGCUAUAUAUAUCAGAUGGCUGGUAUCGUGACGGAGAAGAUGAAGGCGACACACGACGCAUAGACUAUUAUAAUCCGUUUGCAAUGCAUUACUACGGCUUAUUCUAUGCCGUCCAUCGACCGUCAGACAAGGCACGCGGCGACCGAUUCAAAGAGAGGGCGCGGGAGUUCGCGCCCGCCUUCUUACACUGGUUCGCAGAUUCUGGUUCGAACGUUCCCUACGGUCGCAGUCUAUCGUACAGACAAUGUGUUGCUGCAUACUGGGGCUACCUAGCAGUGGCUGGGGUUGAGGCAUUGCCAUGGGGAGUCAUCAAGGGUAUAUAUCUCCGCAACUUGCGAUGGUGGAGCGCACAACCUAUCUCAAGACGUGAUGGUAUUCUGACGAUUGGAUACGCUUACCCAAACCCUUUCAUGGCCGAACGGUAUUUAUCAACCGGCUCUCCUUACUGGGCUAUGAAAGUUUUUGGUCCACUGAGCUUGCCCGCAGAUCAUCCAUUCUGGGCAGCAAAAGAACUUCCCAUGCCCGAGCGGCCGCCAAUCACUUCCUUCUCAGUACCAGGCCUUGCCUUCAUGCAUAUGCCUGGCCAUACAAUUAUGCUUAACUCUGGGCCAGAUUCUAAUAAAACCAUGCGCUUUGUACCGGAGAAAUAUCUCAAAUUUGCUUAUUCAAGUCGAUAUGGUUUUUCAGUGGAGAGCGAUAGCCGAGGAUUUGAUGUGGCAGUUUUCGAUAGCAUGUUGGCGUUCAGCGAGGACGACAUACAUUACAGGGUGCGCGAGCACUGCGAGGUCGCUAAAAUGGCUGGGAAUAAAAUCUAUUCGCUAUGGCGUCCAUGGUCUGAUGUUAUUGUUGAAACAUGGCUCAUCCCAUCCGCUAAUUGGCAUGUUCGCAUUCAUCGAAUCCAGUCACCUCGAAGGCUUGCCGCUAUCGAGGGAGGGUUUGCAGCUCCAAGGGCUGAUUUUAACGUCGAUAAAGUUCAUAUAGACGAUAACUCCACAUGUAUAUUGUGUAAUGAGGGCGAUUUUAGCGGCAUACUGGAUGUUUCUUCGCCACCAAAGCGAUUUGGGAGGGCUACGAAACCUCAUGGCAAUACCAGCCUUAUGUUCCCACGCACGAUAGUGCCCCAGCUCAAGGGAACCGUUGAAGCAAAUGAGACCCAAAUAUUUGCUUGCGCUGUCCUCGCAGGGCCAGAUGGCAAGUCGAUCAAGGAACAAUGGCAGUUGCCUCCCAUCAUUCCGACGAUUGACGAGCUUGAACUAGAAUUCCAAGACAAGGGAGAAGAGAUUUCUAUCACGAAGCCAUAUUCAUCACGAAGAUAG